Polyodon spathula (Mississippi paddlefish) is the source of this 578-nucleotide messenger RNA. Its product is annotated as histone H2B 1/2-like. Gene Ontology annotation, molecular function: structural constituent of chromatin; protein heterodimerization activity; DNA binding. NCBI's taxonomy places the organism in Eukaryota, Metazoa, Chordata, Actinopteri, Acipenseriformes, Polyodontidae. The record is from RefSeq and is a predicted model, not a curated record. The transcript has a single exon. Bases 16 to 393 code for a protein of 125 amino acids. Gene Ontology annotation, cellular component: nucleosome.
AAAACUUGUGAGGAAAUGCCCGAGCCCAAAGCAGCACUCGCCCCAAAGAAGGGCUCAAAGAAAGCCGUUGUGAAGAACCCGGCUAAGGGAGGAAAGAAGCGUAGAAAGACCAGGAAGGAGAGCUAUGCUAUCUACGUGUACAAAGUGCUGAAGCAGGUUCACCCUGAUACCGGGAUCUCUUCUAAGGCGAUGGGAAUCAUGAACUCGUUUGUCAACGACAUUUUCGAACGCAUCGCCGGCGAGUCUUCUCGUCUGGCUCACUACAACAAGCGCUCCACCAUCACUUCCAGGGAGAUCCAGACAGCCGUGCGUCUUCUGCUCCCGGGAGAGCUGGCCAAGCACGCCGUGUCUGAGGGCACCAAGGCCGUCACCAAGUACACCAGCUCCAAGUAAACAAACAAAUCUUCUGUUCAACUCUUUAAAAACCCAAAGGCUCUUCUAAGAGCCACCUACAAAGCCUAAAAGAAGAAUUAGACUUCAUUUGGUUAAAGCUGUUUUACUGACCUUGUUAGAUAUACAACUUUAAUUUGGAUAUUUAGAAUUUGUUAUUUAACCAAACACAUACUGCACACUCGAAA